CUGCCGACGCGAGUGGAGCGGAUAGGGCGGAUAAAAAAAAGCGGUUUCAAGGAGGCGCGGAUAAAACCGGGAUUCAGGAUUUAAGGAGAGUGCGAAACCACCUAAUGCUCAUUGAAAUUUACGAUUAUGCUGCGAAAUUAUUAAACAAUAUGACCGCCAGAGGAGUGAGGGAACCAACAGCCGGCGGAGGCGGAGGCGGAGGCGAAGGCCAGGAGACCAUUAAUAACGAAUCUGCAGGGAAGCUUAAUCUGAAUGUGAGGGGCCUGCUGAAACGCACCCUGGCCAGGGUGGCCCGGGCCAAUCCCGCCCAGCACGUGACCAACCUGCCCGUUUCCGCCCUGCUGCUCCAGGCCCUCGAUGCGACGGACGUGGCCCAGGGCCAGGACAUCGAUCCAUCCACCAGUGGGCCAGAGGUGGAUGUGCCCGAACAGCCAUUCCCAUUUCCGUUCCCCAAUGACACUGGCAAUCCGUUGGCGGGGAAUGGGGACGCGGCAACGGACGUGUAUCUGCCCGCCGGCAAUCUCAGCGGUUUCAUCAAGUCCUCAACAACGGCGGUGAUGAGCACGCUACCGCUCCCGAUCCCCACCAGCAGCACCAUGGCCACAUUCCAGGCCCAGACGGUGGCCACCUUCAUCGCCGCCACCGGCACCAAAAAUCGCCCAACGACCAUCGUUGUCUACCCAACGGUUUCACCCGAAUCGAUCGUCAUCCCGAUCGUCUCGUGCAUCUUCGGCUUCCCCAUCCUGGCGCUCCUCGUGAUCUGCUGCCUGCGGAGGAGGGCCAAGCUGGCCCGGGAGCGGGACAGGAGGCGGAACUACGACAUGCAGGACCAUGCCGUCAGCCUGGUCAGAUUUAGUCCAAUACAUAGGCUUAAUUACCGAUCGUCGCGAGCUAUCAGUCUACGUCCUGAACGAAGCCUAAGCCAGGGCUUCACCUCCCUGGAGCUGGACACUGUGCUGGAGGAGCGAUGCAGCGACGUGGAGCAGACGCAGACGGAGUUCUUCAACCCGGAGUCGCCGAUGGAGACCACCUCCUACAAGAUGUCCUUCUCCUCGAGCUAACAGUUAGCCAAGCAGCAACUGGGUCAGGCCGCCGAUCACCACCAGGAGCCGGAAGUGAAGGUGCCGCUGGCCAAGACCGCCACGCAGCUGGUGGUGCCACCGCCGCAGCUGCGAAAGACGGCCAGUGUGCGGGACGAUCCGGCUGGCCUGGCCAAGACGCGCAGUCGCCUCCAAGAGAUCCGGGCUGCCAGCAGUGGAGGCGGUGGCGGCGAAGCAGCUGUCGCCUUUACCAAGCGCGAAUCCAAGCGGGAUCGCCGGCGAGGAGGAGGAGGAGGAGGAGAAGGAGGAGGAGCCGAGGGACCAAGUGGUAGCACCAGGGAUUCCCAGUCCCAGUCGCCGGCCAUGCGCAAAUCGCACUCCCUGGACGCCGCCGAGAGCUACUCGCUGGCCAACAUCCAGGCACCACUCUGGGUGACCCUCACCAAUGCCCGCACCAUCGACGAACUGGCCCAGCAGAAGAUGUGAGCUCCAACUCCAGCUCCAGUUCCAGCUGCAUCUGAAUCUCCUUAACAGAAGCGUUCACUUAGCUAACCUCCGACAGAGUCCACGUCCCGCCCACAUAGAAAACCUGUAAAUGUUUAGAUGGAAGUUCGAAUUAGCCAUAUUACUAACACAAACGAGCUAUUUGCAUCAUUAACUCAAGCUUAACAAAUUCAAUAAAGUUAAAGACCAACAGAAAUAGGAAAAAACGAAACUAACAAUAAACUGUAAAAAUUUAAA
Molecule: messenger RNA, 1781 nt
Organism: Drosophila suzukii
Lineage: Eukaryota; Metazoa; Arthropoda; Insecta; Diptera; Drosophilidae
Source: RefSeq, a predicted model, not a curated record